Molecule: messenger RNA, 1548 nt
Organism: Pyrus x bretschneideri (Chinese white pear)
Lineage: Eukaryota; Viridiplantae; Streptophyta; Magnoliopsida; Rosales; Rosaceae
Product: protein PHR1-LIKE 3-like
Exons: 6
Coding region: 1-879 (292 amino acids)
Molecular function (GO): DNA binding; DNA-binding transcription factor activity
Source: RefSeq, a predicted model, not a curated record
AUGGUUGGUUUUGGUUGUAGUGGUGGUGAUGAACAGGAUUUUCAAGGAUCUUGUCCGACUCCUAUUGUCACUCGUAGCGAUGACAGAGUUGUUCUCGAGGGUGGGGAGGCGGCGGUGGUGGAGGAGGUUGAUCGUGAAACUCGUGAUCUUCAGCUGCCUCAAGACUGUGUUCUUAAGGCAAAGCUCAGACCCCGACUUCAAUGGACUCCUGAGCUUCAUACCCGCUUUGUUGAUGCUGUCAAUCAGCUUGGAGGCCCUCACAAGUCAACUCCGAAGAAAGUUCAGCAGGCAAUGGGUAUCCAGGGAAUAACUCUUUUCCAAGUGAAGAGCCACCUCCAGAAAUACAGACUUGGAAGGUACUCAGGGAAGGAAUGGACGGAGGGGACACAAAUCUGUUCACAGGACUUGGAAGAAGGCCUAAGCACUAGGCGUACUCCCUUGCAACUCCCGCAGACCGCAAGAAUGCCCUCUGAUGAACUGGUAAAGGCAGCUGCUGAUGAAGAAAGAAUUAGAAUGCAAAUUGAGGCUGGGAGGCAAUUGCAAUUGUGGCAGGAUGCUGAGCAGAGAUACAUGAAUUUUGCCAUGGAGAAUGCACAUAAGAAACUUGCUGAACAAUUUUUUGGUGGUGCAAUUGCCGCGGGCGUACUAAACGGCGUUUCAGGUUUAGGAACAAUGGAACUAUACCCGGCAUAUCAGAUGACUGCCGGAAGCAGCAUGCAGCCUAGCCUUGAAGGCCACUCGACCUCUUACGGGCGUUCGGAGAAUUCAUCUGUUGAAAAUUUCCAAACUUGUACUGAAGAUGACGAGAAAACGGAGCAGAGCUUGGACGAUGACCCUGCGGAAGCUUACCUGAUCGACCCGGAUCCAGAUAUGGAGUGAUAGGGCACUCUGGAUGAAAGAACAAAAUCACCUUUGUGUUGUUUCCUUAUGGAGUUUCAUAAGUUUAAGAUUUUACCUUUUGCCUUUUGGUGUAAAACUUUGACAGCGUCUGUUUGCUUAUGUCGCAAGUUUCGCUUACCAAACAGUAAAGCAGUAAGGAGUACGAGUAAUAAGAGCGUCCGUUUGAUAACUUAUUUCGUUUUUGAGAAAACUAAACUGAAACAUGUUGAGAAAACUAAAAUGACAUCAAUCGCCCAGAAACGGAUAUCAAAUGCCCCUAAGCUUUCAACUUAAACAAAUUUUAAAUGUUGAACUGAACUUAACCCCGUAAAUCAAAUUGAGAAAUUAAUAGCAAAAAAUCAAUCUGUUGAGAAUUAAAAGAAUUAUCCAAUUUACUUUUCCAUUCCAAAUAUGAAAUAAAAGAGAAUACAAGGAUUGAAGGUCCCCGAGCUACAACUUUCUAACACAAUGUGAUUAAACUAAAGUAAAAGCGCAACGCUAGUGAAGCAGUAAAACGAAAUGGGAUAGACGGGUAAACGGAGAAUCUGCCGCCGGUGAUGUCGCAAACGAGGGCAGUACACAGAAAACAAAGGACGCUAUCACCGGAGAGCUGCUUCAGAUACCGCAACACCGUCAACUUUCAGAUGCAACCAAGUGUAAAGGCCAAAA